Molecule: messenger RNA, 972 nt
Organism: Bolinopsis microptera
Lineage: Eukaryota; Metazoa; Ctenophora; Tentaculata; Lobata; Bolinopsidae
Product: serine/threonine-protein kinase pim-2-like
Exons: 1
Coding region: 79-912 (277 amino acids)
Biological process (GO): negative regulation of apoptotic process; protein autophosphorylation
Cellular component (GO): cytoplasm
Molecular function (GO): protein serine/threonine kinase activity; ATP binding
Source: RefSeq, a predicted model, not a curated record
AUAAUCCUCACGGACCCAUUACAAGUUAUCUACAUUUCCACAUCUACUAGUUACAACUACAUUCAACAAUUCAACAAAAUGUUCGGUUUCUUGAGAAAAAAGUCUGAUGAGCCAGCUCCUGAUUCCUUCUUUGGUGCCUACACACUGCUCGACAAACUGGGACAAGGAGGGUACGGAACUGUGUUUAUUUGCGAGAAUAACACAACUGGAGCACUGCACGCUGUCAAGAUAGUUCACGACAGGAAAUACAGCCGGAAGUCCUGGUGCCCCCGCAGACAAAUGGACAUGCCUGACGAGAUCCUCCUCUGGGAGAAAGCUGACCAUCCCUCUAUCGUGCAGCUGUGUGACCUGUUCCUGGAACAAGACUUCUGGAUGUCCGUGAUGGAGUACGAUCCUGAAUACCUGGACUUGUUUAAAGUGCUGAUGAAAUCUGGUCCUAUGAAUUCAGCAGUUACACGAGUUAUUAUCAGACAAGUCAUUCAAGUGAGCACAUACCUUCACUCAGUCGGUGUGGAUCAUAGAGACAUAAAGGACGAGAACAUUCUAUACAACCCUAGAACAGGACACAUCAAACUCAUAGACUUUGGAUCAGCUUCAGCCAUCACGGACAAGUGUACAUUGUACGCCACAUUCCAAGGUACUGAGGGGUAUGUUCCUCCAGAAUACUACAUCAAGGGGUGCUAUCAAGUACAACCUGCUGCAGUUUGGAGUAUCGGAUGUCUGGCUUACACCCUCCUGAAAAUGAACCCUCCUUAUCUGAAGAAGGAGGAUAUUGUUGGAGGGAAGGUUGUUGAGUGGGACUUUACUGAAGAUUCCAGAGCUAGAGACUUUGUUGACCAGUGUUUGAAUUACAAUGUUAAUCACAGGAUUAACUUCAAUUCUCUCGCUAGACAUUCCUGGUUUAAAAAUUAGAUUUUUUUAAAUCAUUCAAAUAUGGAAACUUUAAUGAACUACAUGCUUCAUUUUCGGAGU